CAAAAUAGAAAGAGGAUAAGUGGGGCUGCCUCCUCUGCUUCUCUAUUAGGCUUGGUCUUGUUCGAUUCCAUCUGGGCUUCCUUGAAAUUUCUCAAUUCCGUUAAGAAAAAGCAGAAUUUUUGAUGGAACCAAAUCAAAGGCAGAGUCUUGAGGAAACCGACGGGAUCACGAACCCAUCAGUUUCCGGCCAACAAUUUCCGGCGGUGGCGAAGAAAGAAGUGUUCGAAGAUGGGUCCCUCUCGAUGGGUCUUAUCCCGGUUCCGGCACCGGCGAUACCGGUGGUGAAGCGGUCGUCGACGAAGGACCGCCACACAAAGGUGGAGGGCCGCGGCCGGAGGGUCCGAAUGCCCGCCGCCUGUGCGGCCCGGGUUUUCCAGCUGACCCGAGAACUCGGCCACAAGUCCGACGGCGAAACCAUCAGGUGGCUCCUCGAGCACGCCGAGCCGGCGAUAAUCGCAGCCACCGGUACCGGCACAGUCCCGGCGAUCGCCGUCUCCGUCGGCGGCACGCUCAAGAUUCCGACGAGUUCUCUGGCGAACCCGAAUGGAGAGGUCUCUGAGCUUCCGAGAAAGAAGAGAAAGCUACAUUGCAAUAGUGAUUUUGUUGAUGUGGAGGAAUUGAGCUCAAUUUCGAGUGGCUUGGCGCCGAUAGCUCCGGUGAGCUACGGCGGCGGUAGCGGUGGAGCUUUGUUGCCUAUGUGGCAAUUUGGGGCGAAUGUUCCGUUCUUCAUGUUCCCAAACUCUGGUUGGGCUAUUCCUUCGGAUUCAGUUUCUGGCCACACCAUUUUCGAUUUGCAAGGAAGGCCUAUAUCGAACUUCCCCGUCACAGCAUUGCAAUCUGGGGUUCAAGUUUGUGGUGAUGUUGAUGUGCAGGCCACUUCUGGUUCGAUUUCGAGUGGUAGUGGUGGUGGUGGUGGGAGCUGUUCGACUAGUUUGGGAGCCAGUAAUAGUAAUGCGGUUACUAGUAGUGACACUAGUGCUACAACAGCUGCUCCGAUUAGUCAUACUCAGUUGCUGAGGGACUUUUCUUUGGAUACUUUGGACAAGAGGGAGCUUCAGUUCUUGGGUGGUCUGUGUGGAAAUUCAGAAGCUCAAUACUCAAAGCCUUGAGUCAAGGAGGGUUUAGGGUGUAGGGUUUAAGUCUUUUAGGCCUUUUUGUAAUGCUGCACAGGGUUCUCUGUUUUGGUGAUCUGGAAAUUCACAAAUGCUAUAUUCAAAGCCUUGAGGUUUUGAUCACAAAUGCUAUAUGCAAAGCCUUGAGGUUUUGACUCAAUGAGCUACGGUUUUAGUGGUAGGCUUUUAGGCCUUUUUGUAAUGAUGCACAGAAACUGGUUCUGUUUUGUACUAAGCGGAAGGCCACUUUGUCUUUA
Messenger RNA from Rosa rugosa (rugosa rose), 1369 nucleotides. RefSeq names its product transcription factor TCP19. The coding region runs from base 123 to 1109 and encodes 328 amino acids. Lineage: Eukaryota; Viridiplantae; Streptophyta; Magnoliopsida; Rosales; Rosaceae. The record is from RefSeq and is a predicted model, not a curated record. Gene Ontology annotation, molecular function: sequence-specific DNA binding; DNA-binding transcription factor activity. Gene Ontology annotation, cellular component: nucleus. The transcript is spliced from 2 exons.